AAUGAAUCAUAUGAGAACCAAUCGACUGUUAGCACUGCUUUUGCUAGGCAGUUGGUUACUGGUGCUGGGCUUGGCUACAGCGACUGAACGGGUGGAGCGACUGCCAGUGGCUGCCAGCGAUGAGCCGCACAUUCGCAACAAGCGGGGCAUCUUCUGGGACUUCUUUCAGAAAAUGGUCAUAACCAAGAAUCUGAUUGUCGAUCAAUACACAGACACGCGAAACACUCUGAACGACAUCUACAACACCGUAAAUGAGCAGUUCAGCGACCCGGCUCCAGCGAAGCCGACAUCGCAUCCAAGAGUAACAACCGAAAAGCUGCCAUCCAGUGACGAAGAUGAUCAGACAGUGAAAACAACGACAGAGGGCUUCGCCAUUUCCCGGUACGAGCUGGGCCGUAUCCUGGGUCGUAAUUUCCGCGGCGUACAGCGCCUGGCCCAGAUCGAGUUCAAAGACGCCCUCAAUGCGACCCACUACAAUCUUCAGCAAUACAAAAUGGAGGCGGACAAACAGUUUGCCAACAGCGUGGGCGUCGAGAAGAAGAACAAGCUGAAGAGUCUCGGCCUGGGCUGAGCCCAGAGCUCCCCCGACCUUUCUUUUCCACUGCCCCAAUUGUUGUAGUUGUUGUUAUAUAAAUUGUUUCUUUGUGGGCGUUGAUAGCGCGUUAAUUAACUCACCUGUGUACAUAUGUUACGGUUGUUACUAUUUCUAACUUAUAAGUAGCCUAGAAGACCCAUUAGAACUCAAAUUACCAGAGCUAGCAUAAGGCCUUGUACAUAUCUCUGAUUAUGACUAUUUAUUGUACAAAUUUCCAUCGAAUAAACUGCG
This is a messenger RNA of Drosophila arizonae, 826 nucleotides long. RefSeq lists its product as uncharacterized. The record is from RefSeq and is a predicted model, not a curated record. Lineage: Eukaryota; Metazoa; Arthropoda; Insecta; Diptera; Drosophilidae.